AUGGUGGACAAUUCCGGUAGCAGUAAGGCGCAAAUGCCCAGCAUGUCUCAGGAGAGUGCUCUGGGAGGGGCUUUUCCCCAGGGGGGCACGGCAGGGGUGAAGCUGGAGGCAGUGAUGGAGCAGCUGCAGAGACAGCAGCAGGCCCGGCUGGAGAUGGAGCGCAAGGAGCGGCGUUUGCGGGAGGCCCACAUCAUGUACGCCCAGCAGGUAGCUGCCCAGCAGGCCAUCCUGGCCGCGGCCAGGGCCUCGGGCGCCGGCUUCAUGGACAAGGGUCUGGGCGGAGGGGCGGUGACGGCCGGGCAGUUGUCCCGCGUGUCGAACCAGAGCAGCGUCGACUCGGAAAGGGAGGACGAGGAGGACAGGGGCCGGGACUCGGGAGAGGAUGAGGAAGAGGAGGAGAUGAUGGAAGCCGACGAAGGCAGCGAGGAGGAGGAGGAGGGAGGGGCCGGCGGCCUGGAGUACCUGCGUAAACAGACCCUGGCGUUGCAGCAGGGGGCCUCGCGUCUGCCCGUUCGGCCUUUCGGGAGCUUCUCGGUCACUCCCGCUGGAGCGGGCUCCAAACGGGCUCCUUCACCUCCCGUCAGAGUGAAGCAGGAGCCGGAGGAGAGCCUCUCUCCCGCCGGGCCUCACUCCGCGAUCUCCCCUAACGGACAGGCAGACUGGAGCUACGACGAACACUUUAAACAGAAUGGGGGCGGAGCCUGGGCCGACGAGAGCGACAGCAGCAGAGGAAGAGGAGAGGCUUCCAGAGACUUCGCCAAGCUGUAUGAACUGGACAGUGACCCGAACAGGAAGGAGUUUCUGGACGACCUUUUCUCCUUCAUGCAGAAGAGAGGUACCCCAGUAAACCGGAUUCCCAUCAUGGCCAAGCAGGUGUUGGACCUGUACAUGCUGUAUAAGCUGGUGACGGAGAAAGGGGGCCUGGUGGAGGUGAUUAAUAAGAAGAUCUGGAGAGAGAUCACCAAAGGGCUGAACCUGCCCACCUCCAUCACCAGUGCAGCCUUCACACUUCGUACUCAGUAUAUGAAGUAUCUGUACCCAUACGAGUGUGAGCGGAAAGGCCUGAGCUCUCCCGGGGAGCUGCAGGCCGCCAUCGACAGUAACCGGCGUGAAGGUCGUCGGCCCAGCUACAGCGGCAGCCUCUUCCGUUUCUCUCCCUCCCCCAGCACCGCGCCACACAUCCUCUCGCCUCCCAAAAUGCACCUCUCCGCUCUGGGGGCCAGCGCUGCGGGGGCCCUCAACGGCCUCCAGACCUCGCCCGGCCCCUCCCUCAAGAAGGGACUAGGUGAUGCAGCUCUGUUAGUGGGCCGGCCGUCCAUGGCCAUGGCUCUGGGGCAGCAGCAGGUGGCAGGGCUGGCGCGUGCUGCCACGCUGGAGCAGCUGAGGGAGAAGCUGGAGACGGGCGUGGGCGAGGGGCCGGAGAGGAAGAUGGCGCGGUUGGCAGAGGAACAGCAGAGGCUCAUGCAGCAGGCCUUCCAGCACAACCUGCUCGCCAUGGCAUCACAGGUGCCCAUGAACCUUCGCCUGGGCACCGCACGAGAUGAGAGACAGGACCUGGCUCUAAGCAUCUCCUCCACUGGAGGUGCCAGCAUCAGUGUGUCUGUGGAGGUCAAUGGCACUAUAUACUCAGGAACACUGUUUGCUCAGAAAUCAGCGGCAGCCAUGGCAGCGGCGGCAGCGGCAGCAGCGGCGGCGGCCAGCAUGUCUGCAGCUACCACAGCGCCCCCUGCUGGCCCCAGCGGAGCCUUCAGCUUCCCACCCUCUGCUCCAUGCCACAGCCCCACCUCCACCUCCUCCUCCAAGGGGCCAAGCUCGGCCGAGCCAUCCACGAGUAGCUCACCUUAG
Molecule: messenger RNA, 1845 nt
Organism: Chanos chanos (milkfish)
Lineage: Eukaryota; Metazoa; Chordata; Actinopteri; Gonorynchiformes; Chanidae
Product: AT-rich interactive domain-containing protein 3B
Exons: 9
Coding region: 1-1845 (614 amino acids)
Biological process (GO): regulation of transcription by RNA polymerase II
Cellular component (GO): nucleus
Molecular function (GO): DNA binding
Source: RefSeq, a predicted model, not a curated record